Messenger RNA from Funneliformis caledonium, 215 nucleotides. The record is from the annotation of a GenBank genome assembly. Lineage: Eukaryota; Fungi; Glomeromycota; Glomeromycetes; Glomerales; Glomeraceae.
AUUUAAUGAUAACCGUGGCCGAUUUAACCAAACAACUUAAAACUAAGCAACUAAGAAUAAUUUCCUUAGAAAAUGAUAAGGAUGAUUUAAUGCAGAUUAACCAGCGAAUAGCUCAGCAUUUUAAUGUUAAUAUCCAGGAAAAUAAAAAUCCAAUUGCAUGGGAACUGUCAAUUUUGAAAGACACUACACCUAAUUUGAAUUUAUCUAUUAUCUAA